This is a messenger RNA of Ziziphus jujuba (common jujube), 1858 nucleotides long. RefSeq names its product proline iminopeptidase. Lineage: Eukaryota; Viridiplantae; Streptophyta; Magnoliopsida; Rosales; Rhamnaceae. Gene Ontology annotation, biological process: proteolysis. The record is from RefSeq and is a predicted model, not a curated record. The transcript is spliced from 11 exons. The coding region runs from base 375 to 1574 and encodes 399 amino acids. Gene Ontology annotation, cellular component: cytoplasm. Gene Ontology annotation, molecular function: aminopeptidase activity.
UUGUAUCUAUUCCAUUCACGCUCACACCCACGCGCACCAAUGAAAGAAGUGAGAAUAAUCUGCAGUUCUCCUGUAUCAAAAUGCCAUUUGCUUCGAGUUUUACAUUUUGAAAAUAAUAUGUAGGGAAGACAUUUUAUUGAGGUUAUGUUGUUGGGUAUUUGAUCUUUUAUGGUUUAUUAAAUAUUAGAAAAUGUGUUGUCUAUCAAUGUGAAAUGUUAAAACUGUUACAGAGACUAAUAAAGAAAAAAAUAAAGGAAAAGAGAUAAGAUGCGAAGGACGGAGAAUAUAAUUUUUAAGGAAUUGGAUGUGAAUAAGAAAUUGGGCCACUAAUACAAAGAAUUUUUACCACGAUUAAAGCAUAAUAAUGCGUAAGAAUGAGGUUGGGUUUUAGUAUAAGUUUCACUCCUCGGCCUUAUCUUCCCUUCAUUUCUACCAUUCUGAAUCCUUCUUCAUCAUCUUUGUUACUCACUCGACAUUUGUUCUCCAGCUACCGUACUGCCUCAGGGAGGAAGAGUUCAGCUUUGUGUGCCCAGAAUCUUGGUUACAAGAGCGAGCCAGAACUAAGCGAUUCAAUGGAUUUAGGAAAGGAAAUUCAGGAGUUGAAUAGAAAUCUAUACUCUGACAUAGAGCCUUACAGUACGGGGUUUCUAAAGGUUUCUGAUAUUCAUACAAUCUAUUGGGAGCAAUCAGGGAAUCCAAAUGGGCAUCCUGUGGUCUUUCUUCAUGGGGGUCCAGGAGGAGGAACAUCCCCGAGUAAUAGAAAAUUCUUUGAUCCUGAAUAUUACCGAAUCGUUUUAUUUGAUCAGCGAGGUGCAGGUAAAAGUACACCCCAUGCUUGCUUGGUAGAAAACACUACUUGGAAUCUCAUUGAUGACAUUGAAAAGCUUAGGGAACACUUGGAAAUUCCAGAGUGGCAGGUCUUUGGCGGUUCUUGGGGAAGUACACUUGCUCUUGCAUAUAGCCAAACACACCCAGAUAAGGUUACUGGCAUGGUCCUUAGAGGAAUUUUCCUCCUGAGAAAGAAAGAGAUUGAUUGGUUUUAUGAAGGUGGUGCUGCUGCUAUAUACCCUGAUGCUUGGGAGCCAUUUAGAGAUCUGAUUCCAGAAAAUGAAAGGGGAUGUUUUGUUGAUGCUUACAGCAAGCGAUUAAACUCCGAAGACUUGGAAACACAAUAUGCAGCUGCUAGAGCAUGGACCAAAUGGGAAAUGAUGACUGCUCAUCUUAUUCCAAAUGAAGAAAACAUCAAGAAAGGGGAUGAUGAUAUUUUUUCAUUGGCAUUUGCGAGGAUUGAAAAUCAUUACUUUUCUAACAGGGGAUUCUUUCCUUCAGAUUCAUUCCUGUUGGAUAACGUUGAUAAGAUCAGGCAUAUAAACACUAUAAUCGUACAGGGAAGAUAUGAUGUGUGCUGUCCUAUGAUGUCAGCCUGGGAUCUUCAUAAAGUGUGGCCAGAGGCAGACUUAAAGGUUGUGCAAGAUGCAGGUCACUCUGCAAAUGAACCUGGAGUAGCUGCAGAACUUGUGGCUGCCAAUGAAAAGCUAAAAAUACAUAACCGAGAACAAUGCACCUUAAAGUGAUCAAAGCGGGAGGAAUUCAAGUGGGUCCACCUACUGCAGCCUCAUAACCGAGAACUUGCUAGAAAAUAUGCAAGUGGGUCCGCCUACUGCAGCCUCAUAAGAGAAUAAAACUGCAAUCCAUGUUCCAUAACAAAUUUGGCAUUGACAAGCUGUAGGUCGCAACAAACAGCUUUGAAGCCGAUGUAUAUCAAAAUGUUGGAUUGCUGUAUCAAGACCUCUGUAUUGUUUUUCUUUAAUACUGCUGAUAUGUUUUUAAUGAAUGACUGUUUUGUUGUUCUUGAACC